UCACUGCUUACGUACUUCCUCAGCAGUCCGUUAGCUGCUAGCUGCUGACUAGCCUGCGCUGCUCCACUGCUGUGACCGGAGUCCAUGAGCUGCGGUCCUCAGACACGAUGAGCGGCCAGACGAGCACGAUCAUCGCGGGGAUGUGCGGAGCCCUGUUCAUCGCCUACUGUGUUUAUUUCGACAGGAAGCGACGGAGCGAUCCGCUCUUCAAGCAGAAGCUGCGGGAACGUAGACGGAAGCAGAAUGUCUCUGGAGCAGCGUCUGGACUGUCGAAGCUUCCUGACCUGAAGGACGCAGAGGCUGUUCAGAAGUUCUUCCUGGAGGAGAUCCAGGUCGGAGAGGAGCUGCUGUCACAAGGUGAAUUUGAGAGAGGUGUGGACCAUCUGACCAAUGCGAUCGCAGUAUGUGGUCAGCCUCAGCAACUGCUCCAGGUACUUCAGCAGACGUUGCCUCCCCCGGUCUUCCAAAUGCUGCUCACCAAACUGCCCAGCAUCAGCCAGCGAAUCAUCAGCUCCCAGCCUUUAACAGAAGAUGACGUUGAGUGAAUGUAUAAAAGUACUGUUAUUAUGCUGUAAAGGAAUAUCAGUGUGACUGUGGAUGUGUGCGAGUUUUGUGAGUGAGCAUGAUUAUCACACAGUUUGAUCUUUGGACCCCAGAUGACGAUUAACGCCCCUCUGUCAUAGCACUGCAAGGUUAGAGAACUAUGUCACGGUUAUGUUUCCUGGAAAUGUUAAUCACAUUCCAUCUUUCUGAACUUGUUCCCUCCAUGUUUUAUAACCUCAUCUUGAUUCUAUUUAUUUUCCUAAAACUUGUUUGAAUGGGUGGUUGCUGAUAUGUUGCGUACAAAGUAAGAAAAUAAACGAUUGUUGUGCAGUUGAUAGAGUGAAUUCUGUUGAUCUAAACUUCAGUCUGUUGAUUUCCUGUUCCAACAAAAUCUACUGAAUAGGACUUUUACUAUAAGAUAGCAUAGACAUCAUGUGACUGAAAUCACAUGAUUUCAUGGGGGGGGAUGUCACAGAAAGAGGCGGGGUAAAUGUCAAUCAGAAGGCCUCCCCUUGGAUUUAAAUGACAAGGUCAAUGGCAUUCAGGCAAGAUUAAUGUUAAGGAUAUACAUUUGUUACAAAUAAGAAAAUGUUUGUAGUUAUCAAAUUAUGUUUGUGAUGUAUUCAAGCAACGGAAUAUGUGAUUGAGAAUGAAUGUUUUUUAAGUUGUCCCACUUUAUCAAACAUGAUUGAUAUUGUGGGACAGGAUGCUUUGAGUAAUCUGGGACAGUUAAAGUUCUCUAAAUGUGGGAAAUAUGCCCUAAAGACUUCUGAAGUAGAACAGAAAAGAUAAAGCUAGAGAUGCAGCAUGUGAUCUGCAGUUGUCAGACAGGAGUUAAUGGUAAAUACAGUCUGGCCCUGGUCUGUUUAAACUUAUAACUAGCACAUCAUCGGUAGCUCUCCAGGACAGAGAUGAUCCUAAAAACACAGAGGAGUCUGUCCUGUACUCUGCAGCCAUUGGUCUCACCUGCAAAGACUGUUUGUUCCCUGAGGCGCCCUGAUAGAAUGGUGAAUUAAUGAAUAAACAAUCUGUUGCUGUUGACUGAA
Molecule: messenger RNA, 1589 nt
Organism: Paralichthys olivaceus (Japanese flounder)
Lineage: Eukaryota; Metazoa; Chordata; Actinopteri; Pleuronectiformes; Paralichthyidae
Gene: tomm20a
Product: translocase of outer mitochondrial membrane 20
Biological process (GO): protein targeting; intracellular protein transport; tRNA import into mitochondrion
Cellular component (GO): mitochondrial outer membrane; mitochondrial outer membrane translocase complex
Molecular function (GO): transmembrane protein transporter activity
Source: RefSeq, a predicted model, not a curated record